Messenger RNA from Glossina fuscipes, 2789 nucleotides. RefSeq names its product transcriptional protein SWT1-like. Gene Ontology annotation, cellular component: nucleus. The transcript has 2 exons. Lineage: Eukaryota; Metazoa; Arthropoda; Insecta; Diptera; Glossinidae. The coding region runs from base 333 to 1895 and encodes 520 amino acids. The record is from RefSeq and is a predicted model, not a curated record.
AGGUCGAAGUAAAAUCGGUUAAUAAUAGUAUAGAAUAUUCCUUAUAAGAGAAUGUUCGUCGAAAUCUUUUCAAAUGUAUAAUCAUUUGUCGUCGCAGUACAAUCAAUUGACUUUAAUGUAAUUGUUUUUGCAUUAACGCUUUUGUUACAAUAUUAACGAAAAGUGGUCGAGAUAAAUUUUAUUUUUUUUCCACUUGAUCUUACGAUAAAUAGAAACAUCGAGAAUAUAUUUGUAAUAAUUGUUAAGCAGUUUCUGUGCAGCAUCAAUUUAAAAAUAUCAUCAACACAAAUGCGAUUUUUAUAAUUCAUUGUGACGGCGGGUUAAAAUAUUGAAUGGCGGCAAGGGAAGCAAGCAUUGACAAGUGGGAGAAAUGUGCUCUUAAAGGUUGUCCAGAUCGGAGUUAUUUAUUUGAAAAAUCACCUGUUAAAUGGAAUUCGUGUCGUAAUGACCAAGUUCCUUUAAAUUCACCCAUUCAAAAACGUUUAGAACAAUUGCAGGCCACACUUAAAAUGAAUCCAUGGCAAUCUUCAAUCAAUUAUAUCACACAAGGAUCAUGGUGCCAGAAUGAAAUAGAAGCAGAGAAUGGUUUUUUAAGUUUGACUUCCUCCGCACCAUCAGAAUCAAUUAAAAAAAUUGAAGAAACGACUGGAACGGCUGCGCCGAAAAGUGCACAAAAACGUAAAUCUUCAACGCAGGAUCCCACAAUAUUAAGGCCUGCAAAAGUAUUACGAACUGAGACGACCCAAAAAACAUCUACAAAUUAUCAAACCAAAGCAUCGGAACAUUCGUGUAAAACAACUUUAUCGUGCCUCGGUAAAAGUUUUGCAAAUAAAAUAAAGCAAUCUUGCCAAACGAAAAUUGCUUCUGGCGCAAGGAAAACUGUACAGUUCAGCAAUGCAAAUGAAGACAAUAAUAAUAAUCUAGUUGUGGAUAAAGUAAUAGCACAUCCAAAUAAAACAUAUAAAGCCUUGAAAAGAUUGAAUGAAAAAAAAUUUUCAAAAUCGCUGCAUGGGGUUCGUAACCCCGCAGCGAUUGUCGGCUAUGAGAAAGCGUCUGCGAAUAAACGUUUGGCGAAUUUAAAAGAAUUCUUGCAACAACGAGCAGCAGGCGGGAAAGGUCCAGCUCCAUUGAAGGUCUGGGAUAUUAAUUGCAAUACCCGCAAUAAUUGCAAUGAAUUCUUUGCAACAACAUCCACGCAUAGAGAAGAACCCACGGAUUGGGAAUCUGUAGAAAAUAUAGAACGCGAAAAAAGGCAGGAAGAUGUUUCGUACGCUGGCCAAAGGAUGAUAUCACCGAGGAAAGAGGAUAUUACUACGUUUAAAAUGGGAACUAAGGGGGACGUAUACGAUACCAUGAAUGAAAAUCUGUUGCGUAUAUCUGCCGAUGGAAAAAAAAUUGACAAUAAAUGGUUAAACAAAUACUAUUACUUCGUGUUGGAUACGAAUGUACUCUUACGGGAUAUAAGCUUUGUUGAAGCCACUCUUAAGAUGAAAUUUUGCGAUACCCAAGGGUCGGUUUUAUUUAUCCCUUAUUGUGUGCUACAUGAAUUAGACAAAUUAAAGCAAAGAUCUGGCGCUCAAAGGGGAGUAAAAAUUUUAGCUAUACGCGCCAUUAAAUUCUUGAAUGAAAAAUUUCAAAGUAAAUCGCCGCACUUGCAAGCGCAAUGUGCCAUUGAUGAGUGUCAGUAUAUGAUAAAAAUCUCUUCACCUGACGACAGCAUUAUCAACUCUUGUUUACAAGUGAUGCUACAUAUACCAAACACAAUUUUACUGACCGAAGAUGUUAACUUAAGAAACAAAGCAAUUUCUAAUAACAUUCCAGUGUCUACCAAGUCAGAUUUAUUAGCCAAACCCUGCGACAAGGCAAGGCAAGUAACGCUAAAAAAUCCUGAUUGAUUUUCGUAGCGUAGAUAUAUGCACACAUGCACAUAUAUAUAUAUGUGUAUAUUUACAUAUAUGCUCCUGUUUUUACUUCUUUUUCUUUCUACUUACAUAUUUUUAACUUCACAUAUUUUUACUAUUUUUUAAUUUUUAAUGAAAAUUACAAACAAUAGUAAGUUUACAUUAGAUUCAAAAGAACUUUAGCCUACAGUUUAAGUGAAAAGUUGAAGUGAGAAAACUAUAUAUUUAACUUAUAUGCUCAUAAAGUAAACGAUCCUGGACGAUCGAUUAAUCGAAAGCUUAAGUUGAGUAACAUAUUUUAACAAAUUUAACAAUGACAGACCUUUGGAGCUACUUGCAUAUCGAAUUUUAUGGGAAAUGAUCACAUAUGUCAUCACUUAUAUCAAAUGAUUCAGAUUCACUUUCUGAAACUUAGCUGUCCGACUGCCUUUGCGGUUUCUGUGCAGGCAUUUUUGUGUUCAACCUAGACGUCGCAAUUUUCGAGAUAUUUUGAUAUCUUGUGAAAUUUGCCACAAGUGUGAACGCUGUUGAAAAUGCGUUUAGUCGGAUCAUUUUAAACCUAUCCCACAAAUCAAACCCUAUUUUGAAAAAGUCAUACGAAAAAAUGUACUUUUUUCAAUAUUUCUCGAUAAAAAUCGGAGAAAAGUAAUAUGUUGCCUUUUACCUUUCACAGCAGGGGUUAGUUUUUAGUAUAUUAUGACGGUAACUGGUGCAAAAUAGUAAUUUGUAUUUACGGUCUUAUAUAUAAGUUUGAUCUAAUUUUAUAUAUAUUUUUUCUUUUUUUUGAGCUCCUCCCUAUAAAAAGGUUCUCAUGAAGAGUAAACCGUUAUAUUGUAAGGAGCUCUACUUUUGUAUUUUAUUAUAUUUAUGGAUAUUAUAGCGUUUAGU